Messenger RNA from Biomphalaria glabrata, 3079 nucleotides. RefSeq lists its product as uncharacterized. Bases 207 to 599 code for a protein of 130 amino acids. NCBI's taxonomy places the organism in Eukaryota, Metazoa, Mollusca, Gastropoda, Planorbidae. The transcript has 4 exons. The record is from RefSeq and is a predicted model, not a curated record.
ACACGUGACGUUUUUUUCUCCUUUUUUUAUGGCUGUGUUCAUGUUUUUAGCGAAACCUUGUAGGACAUAGUCAUUCUUGCUCUUUUACUUACAAGCUUGAGAUAUUUUAAUCUGGACUUUAACAUUAAUCAAGAUUAAUCAUAAUCAACAUCAAUCAAUUUUUCAGAAGUUCAAAUAAAUUCCAACAUUUUGGUUCUGUGAUCAACAUGCCAACUAUGGAAUUCAGGAAAGUCAGUUUCAUGUGGACGAUUGUCUCCCUUCUUCAAGCCAAAGUAUGGCUAGAUGUCAGCAGAACCCUGAUGAGUAUCACCAUCGUCUGCGAGCUCUCCGUGAUAGUGAUGACAUCCAUGGCAUUCUUCCGGGAGCCUACUAAAAUUAUGGGAUGGAUUACAGCAGGCGUGGCAGGCUUUUCAGCUGUGGUUGGACUUGUAGGGUUGAGCGUGGUUGCUGGUAAAGGAAUCAGUUUGAUGCAUCUCUACCUUCCAAAAUUUAAAUUUAGUCUCGGCUGGUCAUUCAGCCUAUUCCUCAUCGGACAAUUCACGUUUCUCUUCGCCUCCGUCUGGCACUUUUUAGAUGCCAGAGACACGGUCAAAAAGUAGCUGAGAGGUGUUGUGUGCAUAAAAACGACAAGGUGACAUCAGUGGCGUAGCUAGGGUGGAGGGGAGGAGGGGGGUAAAAAUGUUCUUUUGCAUUAAAUAUUACAUAUUAGGUCUCUGUCAUGUAACCGUGCUUUCAUUUUUUUUUACAUUGGUUAGUGAGCCUGUUGCAUGUAUUCCACACAUAUGAGGGCUUAUUAUCAGGGAGUAAACUGAGUUACAUAUUAUUAAGUUGUAUAUUUAUAAAGUGUAUUUAUCUCAUGAUGUCGAAUAGUUAAAAUAACAGGGCCCCUAAAGAGGUAAAGCUCCCCGGGCCCCCUAUCCCUAGCAACGCCACUGGUAGAGAUCGUCUUGUUCAGCAUGGACAUAUAGGCGGUAGUAAAUGUGUACAUAUCUCCUCGCUAUAGUCUGGAUUGUGUCAGAGACGAUGGCUUUUAAUGUCGUGAAGACUAAUGACAGGUUAUAUUUGCAGUAACACAACUUCAUAUUACGACAAUGACAGGUAGUAUUACUACAAUGAAAGUUCAUAUACGACAAUGAAAGUAUAUUACGGCACUGACAGUCAUAAUAUUAUGACAAAUGUUACGACAAUCUUUUAGUUCAAGGUUUUUAGAGCGUCUCCUAACUUCAACAUUUGAAUCUAUUCACAUAUAUAUUCUAUACCAGUGGUUCCCAAAAUUUUUUUGUCUCGUAGACCCUUUGCCAUGUUUUCCAGUUUUCGGUAGACCCCCUUGAUUUUUUCUGAAAAUUCAUUAACUUCAAAAGUGUUUUUCUAACAGAUUCUAGGCCAUAGAAAUUCAAAAUAAAAUCUAAUAUACACACUAUAGGGAUUUACAAAGAAAAAAAAAUACACGUUGAUUGGUGGGCAGCUUUGAUAACAAAAAUGUCAAUAUUGGGCUUCAAUUUAGUUUUAGGUUUAAUAUUAUCUCUUCUGGAUUAGAGGAUGUUUGACUGAUUUAAAUUUGGAAAAUAAGAAAUUUCCUCCUCUCCAAUGUUUGUUUCAUUAAUUUAAUACUCACAAGAAACACAUUCCUCGUCCCAUAUGCUAGGACAAAUUUGUACAAAUACUCCUUCUUCCCUAGUGCUAUUAGAGCAUGGAAUGGGUUGCCUGAGCUAGCCAGGAAAACCAGUGACUCGGCAGAAUUUAAGUCAUUGGUUAAUAUGCAUGACUAAAUGCAUGACGCGUAGGACGUAAUCAUCUUCUUUUUUUGAAGUAACGUCUGUAUUAUAUAAGAAGAUAAGAAAAACACUGAGAUUAUGACUUCAUUCUGAGCAACGCUAGGUUAUCACCUUGUAGCUACAAGUUAACCUCAUGAAAAUUAUGAAACAAGUUGGUUAAAUAGACUAUGUCCGAUUCCCGUUUUAUUUUUUGUUCUUAAAUUGGAUCUUUAGCAACCAAGAGCUCAAGCAAAACAUUGUCACUCUGUUUAAGUCACACAUAAACCUUUCGAUAACUAUCUUACUCCAGCGUGAAGGAGCCAUUGAUCAAAAUGUAGUUCUUUAUGACAGUAUGUUAUCAGGCAAGGUUAGCUUGUCCAGCUUUUUUUAAAAGUAUGUCGUUUGCAAGUAAUUACAUAAGAACCUUUUAACUCAACCUAGGAAUUGUAUUAUUGUUUAGAGGAUUUUUUAUCAUGAUAUAAGAUAUAGGAAUGUGUAAAACAGUUUGCAAAACCUCUUCAAUGGCUGGCAAACCCAUUUUUUUUUUGCCUAUAGUGUUCAGUUUUUUGGAGUUUGAUAGAGUAAAGUAUUGUAAAAUGCUCACAAACCUCUUUUGUAAUGUUUAAUCAAACUUUUUUUCUACUCUGGGUCUUUUCUGAACUUAACAACUGUUCGAAAGUAUUUCAAAUCUCAAUCUAUUUUAUUAUGUUGGCGUUGCCUCAAAUGAUGUUCCAGAUUUAAUGGUUUCAUAGCGACAUAACUUUAAAUUUUAUUGCAUAAAAAGCACUAAUGUAGAUGCUUGUUUCACAAGGACGAAAUAAAGCCAUAUUUCUAAUUACCAACACUGGACUUUCUACAGUCAUUUUUAGACUCGGACAUGUACAAUAAUACUUUCAUGUAGAGAAAAUUAAGCUAAUUAAAAAAAGAUGUUAAAAUUGUAAAAUAAAACAAAAAAUAACAUUUGACUAACAGGGUUAAAAUUCAAAGGAUUAACUAAGGUGCAAAUCGUUAAUAGAAAAUUAAAAUAAAGUUUUAGGCAUGCUUAAAAGAGAUCCACUGUCGUAGGCCCCCCUUUACAGGUCAUAGACCCCCAAUUUAUUUUUUCACUUCCGUAGAUCCCUUGGAAGUCCUCGUAGACCCUUGAGGGGUCUAUAUAGACCACUUUGUGAAUCACUGUUGUAUACAUUUAAAUUAAAAUUUUGAACCACGGGCCACGUAUAGAAAACUUUCUGAAUCAUUAUUGAUCAUAUUGGUUUGAAAAUAUGCUGUAAAUAAUAACAUAAUAAAUAUGGACUUUAUUUAAGAUAAAAAGAACAAAUAUCUAA